This is a messenger RNA of Panicum virgatum (switchgrass), 682 nucleotides long. Its product is annotated as dehydrin DHN1-like. Gene Ontology annotation, biological process: response to water. The transcript has 3 exons. The coding region runs from base 184 to 681 and encodes 165 amino acids. NCBI's taxonomy places the organism in Eukaryota, Viridiplantae, Streptophyta, Magnoliopsida, Poales, Poaceae. The record is from RefSeq and is a predicted model, not a curated record.
CCCCUACCGUGGCGCCCUGAUCCCAAUCCUUUCGCCGCAGAGUCGCCUAUAAAUGGCGGCGUCGGCCUUCACCUGGUUCACCACCAGUGAGCUUCAUCAGCAGAACAAAAGACAACCAGACAUCUGAUCCACAACACCACACUAGCUAGGUACCUGUCGAGAGGAACCACCGACCGGUGGAGCAUGGAGCACGGCCAGCAGGGGCAGCACGGCCACGGAACCACCGGCCGCGUCGACCAGUACGGCAACCCGGUCGGCGGCGUCGGGCACGGCACCGGGACUGGGGGCAUGGGGUAUGGUGGUACCACCGGAACCGGUGGCAUGGGCCAGCUGGGGGAGCACGGCGGGGCCGGCAUGGGUGGCGGCCAGUUCCAGCCUACGAGGGAGGAGCACAAGACCGGCGGCGUCCUGCACCACUCCGGCAGCUCCAGCUCCAGCUCGUCCGAGGACGAUGGCAUGGGCGGGAGGAAGAAGGGCAUUAAGGAGAAGAUCAAGGAGAAAUUGCCCGGAGGACACAAGAAGGACGACCAGCACACCACGGCCACCGACGGUGCCUACGGGCAGCAGGGACACACCGGCAUGACCGACACGGGAACCGGCGGCGCCGCCUACACCGAGGGCACUGGCGAGAAGAAGGGCAUCAUGGACAAGAUCAAGGAGAAGCUGCACGGACAGCACUAAA